Molecule: messenger RNA, 1830 nt
Organism: Synchiropus splendidus (mandarinfish)
Lineage: Eukaryota; Metazoa; Chordata; Actinopteri; Syngnathiformes; Callionymidae
Gene: bmb
Product: brambleberry
Exons: 12
Coding region: 1-1830 (609 amino acids)
Source: RefSeq, a predicted model, not a curated record
AUGGCUCGUGCGCACCUCUUCCUGCUGCUGCUGCUCGGCUGCUCGGAGGUCGCCGCUCUCUUCGACUGGCUCCGGACCUCGCCUCCUCCAGCGGUCGCCGAUGUUCCCGCCGCGGCUGCUCGUCCCGAAGACGUUCCGUUCGAGAUGGUGACUGCGGACGAGAAGUUGCUGGCCGAAGCCAAGCAGAUGCAACUCAGCGAGCUGGACUCCUGCCACGUCCAAGUAGUGGCGCGGCUGCGAGCGAGCUGCCACGCUCUGACGGAGGAACAGAUGGCCAAGCUGGGCGUGGAGCUCUUCAACUGUCAGGCCCGGAUCGAGGGUCGGCGCACCUUCCCGUGCUCGGACGAGAUGGGCCUCCGGGAGUGCACGGCCGAUAUGGACUCGGACACGUGGAACGCCUACCACAUCGUCAGCAACAGAGCGCGCGCCGUCUGCUACGCCGCCCGCCAGCAGCUGUUCCGCCGGCGAGCGGAGGAGACGGUCAACGCCCUCAUCUCCUCGGCCAGCAGCCAGCUGGGCGCCAUGCAGGAGCUGAAGGAAGGACAGCUGGAGCUGCGGGAGCUGACGGCCGCCUCGCUGGACAAGCUCGUGGAGGGACACGGCGCGCUCCAGAGGCAGCAGGUGACGCUGCAGGCGGGCCAGGAGCAGAUGGAGGACGCGCUGACGCAGAACCUGCAGCGUCUGGGUCAGGAGAAGGCUCUGAUCGCCUCGGGUCAGGAGCUGGUGGCCCAGCUCAUCCAGGGCGUCACUCAGAAGAUGGAGUUUGUGAGCGAGAACCUGCAGCUGCAGGGCUCUGAAGUCCAGGAGAACCACAAGACCAUGGUCCAGGACUUGGCCCAGGUCUGGCACCAGGUCCAGGACAUCCACCAGAAGAUCGACCACAGCAUGUCGGAGUUCCAGCAGUACCAGGACCACACCUCCCGGUACUACUCGACCCUGAUGAGCAAACUGGAGCGCAUGAACAGCACUCUGGCGCUCCUGCUGGACUACCUGGACCACAUGCACACGCGUGUCGAGGAGCGCCUGCACUGGAUCCAGGGUUACCUGGGUUUGGCAGGUCUGAGCCUCGCGGCCAUGUGGGUCUGCAUCUCUCACGCUGGCUACUUCCUGCUCUGCGCCGUGCUGCUGACCUUCCUGCGCUGCGCCGCGUUCACCCGUGCGGCACUGCUGAUGGUGGUGCCGGUCAACGCCCUGGCCAAGAUCCACCAGCAGGCGGCGCUGGACCUGGGCAGCCUCACCGUGCUGUUGCUGGCUCUGUCUCUGGGUGCGGACCUGCCCGCUGGGCCGGGAUGCUACCGCCCACUCAAGCACCGACGCCCGGCUCCUACCCGCCUUCCUCAACCCCGGAGAGGUGCGUGCUCGGAAUCCCCUGAGGCUUUUGUCGUGGUGCCUUCAGGCUGCUGUGGAGAACUGAGAGGCUCGUGUCUGCAGGAGUCACAAGGCAAGGACCUGGACGACGACCUGCUGAUCCAGUCUGAGACCAUCAUCUCAGGUUCCCUGAGUGCGUUGCUGGUGUCGCCUCCUCGCAGGAAGGAUCUGCUGAGCGGCUCGCUGGCCUACUCCACCCCGCGGAGCCGUCCCGCGGUGGAGCAGAUCCCUGUGGGGAACCUGGGAGGUGUUUUCACCGCGGCAAAGGACUCACCGGAUUUUAUCUACGACUCCCGGAGCUCGAGUCCGACGCCGUCCUUGGUCAGCAACAGCUCUCUCACGGGGCGGCAGCUUUGUAACGGUGUCACCAAGACGGGCAAGGCCUGUAAGAAGAGAGCCGUGCUCGGCAAGGAGUUCUGCUGCGUCCAUGAGGACGGCCGCACGUCCUACAUCCAACCCUGA